Messenger RNA from Acomys russatus (golden spiny mouse), 3229 nucleotides. It is a transcript of the gene Hip1, whose product is annotated as huntingtin interacting protein 1. Gene Ontology annotation, biological process: clathrin coat assembly; endocytosis; actin filament organization. NCBI's taxonomy places the organism in Eukaryota, Metazoa, Chordata, Mammalia, Rodentia, Muridae. Gene Ontology annotation, cellular component: actin cortical patch; presynapse; extrinsic component of postsynaptic membrane. The record is from RefSeq and is a predicted model, not a curated record. Gene Ontology annotation, molecular function: clathrin-cargo adaptor activity; clathrin light chain binding; actin filament binding. The transcript has 31 exons. The coding region runs from base 107 to 3229 and encodes 1040 amino acids.
AAUCUGUCUCCGUUAGCGCCGGAUCCCCGCGGGUAGGGCGGGGCAGGAGGCACCGCGGGGAUCCCGGGGCGGCCCGAGGGCCCCUGACUCUGUUCACUCAGGCAACAUGGAUCGGAUGGCCAGCUCUAUGAAGCAGGUACCCAACCCGCUGCCCAAAGUGUUGAGCCGGCGCGGGGUCGGUGCUGGCAUGGAGGCUGCAGAGCGCGAGAGCUUCGAGCGGACUCAGACCGUCAGCGUCAAUAAGGCCAUUAAUACGCAGGAAGUGGCCGUGAAGGAAAAACAUGCCAGGACAUGCAUUCUGGGCACCCACCAUGAGAAAGGGGCACAGACCUUUUGGUCUGUGGUCAACCGACUGCCUCUCUCCAGCAACGCCAUGCUGUGCUGGAAGUUCUGCCACGUAUUCCACAAACUCCUCCGAGAUGGACAUCCAAACGUGCUAAAAGAUUCUCUGAGAUACAAAAAUGAAUUAAGCGACAUGAGCAGGAUGUGGGGGCACCUGAGCGAGGGGUAUGGACAGCUGUGCAGCGUCUACCUCAAACUGCUGAGAACAAGAAUGGAGUACCACACCAAAAACCCCAGGUUCCCGGGCAACCUUCAGAUGAGCGACAGACAGCUGGAUGAGGCCGGAGAAAGUGACGUCAACAACUUUUUCCAGCUCACAGUGGAGAUGUUUGAUUACCUGGAAUGUGAACUGAACCUUUUCCAAACUGUGUUCAACUCCUUGGACAUGUCCCGCUCUGUGUCUGUGACCACAGCUGGCCAGUGCCGCCUCGCCCCGCUCAUCCAGGUCAUCUUGGACUGCAGUCACCUCUAUGACUACACUGUCAAGCUGCUCUUCAAGCUCCACUCCUGUCUUCCCGCGGACACCCUGCAGGGCCACCGAGACCGAUUCAUGGAGCAGUUCACAAAGUUGAAAGAUCUGUUCCAGCGCUCCAGCAACCUACAGUAUUUCAAGCGUCUCAUUCAGAUCCCUCAGUUGCCUGAGCGUCCACCCAACUUCCUGCGCGCCUCAGCUCUGUCAGAGCACAUCAGCCCUGUGGUGGUGAUCCCGGCAGAGGUGGCGUCUCCAGACAGUGAGCCUGUUCUGGAGAAGGACGACCUCAUGGACAUGGAUGCCUCCCAGCAGAGUUUGUUUGACAACAAGUUUGAUGACAUCUUCGGCAGCUCGUUGAGCAGUGACCCCUUCAAUUUCAACAAUCAAAAUGGUGUGAGCAAGGACGAGAAGGACCACUUGAUUGAACGCCUGUACAGAGAGAUCAGUGGCCUGACCGGACAGCUGGAUAACAUGAAGAUUGAGAGCCAGCGGGCCAUGCUGCAGCUGAAGGGCCGCGUCAGUGAGCUGGAGGCAGAGCUGGCCGAGCAGCAGCACCUAGGCCGGCAGGCCACGGACGACUGCGAGUUCCUGCGCACAGAGCUGGACGAGCUGAAGAGGCAGCGAGAGGACACAGAGAAGGCGCAGCGCAGCCUGACUGAGAUAGAAAGAAAGGCCCAGGCCAAUGAGCAGCGGUAUAGCAAGCUAAAAGAAAAGUACAGUGAACUGGUUCAGAACCAUGCUGACCUGCUGCGGAAGAAUGCAGAGGUGACCAAACAGGUGUCUGUGGCCAGGCAAGUCCAGGUGGAUUUGGAAAGAGAGAAAAAAGAACUGGCAGAUUCCUUUGCACGCGUUAGUGACCAGGCCCAGCGGAAGACGCAAGAGCAACAGGAUGUUCUCGAGAACCUGACGCACGAACUGGCCACCAGCCGACAAGAGCUGCAGGUCCUCCACAGCAGCCUGGAAACCUCCGCCCAGUCGGAAGCGAAGUGGCUGGCACAGAUUGCCGAGCUGGAGAAAGAACAGGGCAGCUUGGCGACUGCCGCAGCUCAGAGAGAGGAAGAAUUGUCAGCCGUCCGAGACCAACUGGAGAGCACGCAGCUCAAACUGGCCAGUGCCCAGGAGUCCAUGUGCCAGCAGGUAAAGGACCAGAGGAAGAGCCUCUUGGCAGGGACCAGGAAGGCUGCGGAGCGUGAGAUACAGGAGGCGCUGAGCCAGCUUGAAGAGCCUGCCCUCAUCAGCUGUGCAGGGUCCACAGAUCACCUUCUCUCCAAAGUCAAGUCUGUUUCCAGCUGCCUGGAACAACUGGAAAAGAACUGUAGCCGGUAUCUGGCCUGCCCAGACGAUAAUAUGAGUGAUCUUCUGCACUCGGUAACCCUCCUUGCCCACUUGACCAGCGAUGCCAUCCUUCAAGGGAGUGCCACCAGCCUCCGGGCCCCACCAGAGCCAGCCGACUCUCUGACGGAGGCCUGUAGGCAGUAUGGCAGAGAAACCCUGGCCUUUCUCUCCUCUCUAGAAGAAGAGGGAGCCCUGGAGAAAGCUGACAACGCGGCCAUGAGGGACUGCCUCAGCAGAAUCAAGGCCAUUGGCGAGGAACUGUUGCCCAGGGGCCUGGACAUCAAACAGGAAGAGCUGGGUGACCUGGUGGACAAGGAGAUGGCUGCCACUUCAGCUGCCAUUGAAGCCGCCACCACCCGGAUAGAGGAAAUACUCAGUAAAUCCCGAGCAGGAGACACGGGAGUGAAGUUGGAGGUUAACGAAAGGAUCCUUGGUUCCUGUACCAGCCUGAUGCAGGCCAUCAAGGUCCUCGUCGUGGCCUCCAAGGACCUCCAGAAGGAGAUCGUGGAAAGUGGCAGGGGCACUGCCUCCCCUAAGGAAUUUUAUGCCAAGAACUCUCGGUGGACAGAAGGGCUUAUAUCCGCCUCCAAAGCUGUUGGUUGGGGAGCUACCAUUAUGGUGGAUGCUGCCGAUCUCGUGGUCCAGGGCAAAGGGAAGUUCGAGGAGCUGAUGGUGUGCUCACAUGAGAUCGCCGCUAGCACAGCCCAGCUUGUGGCUGCAUCCAAGGUAAAAGCUAACAAGGGCAGCGUCAAUCUGACACACCUGCAGCAGGCCUCUCGGGGCGUGAACCAGGCCACGGCUGCUGUGGUGGCCUCGACCAUUUCUGGCAAAUCUCAAAUUGAAGAGACAGACAGUAUGGACUUCUCAAGCAUGACACUGACCCAGAUCAAGCGCCAGGAGAUGGAUUCCCAGGUUAGGGUGCUGGAGUUGGAAAAUGACCUGCAGAAGGAACGUCAAAAACUAGGAGAGCUUCGGAAGAAACACUACGAGCUGGCUGGUGUUGCCGAGGGCUGGGAAGAAGGUGAGCUCAGCUCAUCUUGGGAUUCUCUGCUCAAGAGCUGGGAUGUGGCUCAGCAGUAG